AUGGCGUCCACCUUCGAGAUUCCGACUAUUACUCCAGUAAGGCCCUCUCCUGUUAAUGUUGCGGGCAGGUGAGUUAACAUUCUUCAGCAAGAUCUCAGUAACUUUCACGAAGCCCAUCUAUCGUUAGAUCUCCACGAGCACUUCACGCGCACCUUCCUUCAAUCUCAACCCCAGAUCUCAGAAAACCAGCCUGAACAUGAACCCGAACAACUCUCCGAAGACCAAGUAGAGGGAGAAGAUGGCCUCGGUUACUACCCCGAUGGCACAAAACGCACCCUAACCUCCACCCAAGUCGACAUGUUUCGUUUUUCAGAAAUCCAAUCCCUCCUUAGUUGCCUCCCCUCCCCUCCCUUAUAGCACUCUUCUUUGCUGACACUGCCUAGGAAAGCGCCGCCGUGCUGCCGCAAAAAAGCAAGCCGCCAAAGACCGCCGUGCCCAGCGCGACGAACAAACCCAGCCUAUGGACGGGGACACAUUAAUACGAACAUCGGCCGGACCGGAGGAAGUGGGGGAAAUCACGGAACUCGACCGCAUGAAGUCCCGUCUUCAAGCAGCGGUGUGGGCAUCCUCGCAUGGGUGGGAUAAGCAGGCCACCGAAGAGCGGGCUGUUCCUAGGGUCAUUGAGACGGUGGAUGUUGGGACUGGAAAGAACUUUUUGUGGCCGGCUAUUGAGAAGGGUGAUUGGUAG
Messenger RNA from Tuber aestivum (summer truffle), 688 nucleotides. The record is from the annotation of a GenBank genome assembly. NCBI's taxonomy places the organism in Eukaryota, Fungi, Ascomycota, Pezizomycetes, Pezizales, Tuberaceae.